This is a messenger RNA of Bactrocera neohumeralis, 1091 nucleotides long. RefSeq lists its product as uncharacterized. The record is from RefSeq and is a predicted model, not a curated record. Lineage: Eukaryota; Metazoa; Arthropoda; Insecta; Diptera; Tephritidae. The transcript is spliced from 3 exons. Bases 186 to 902 code for a protein of 238 amino acids.
AGACGCAAGUGCAAAAUCUAACAGAAAUAUUGUUGUCGGCGUUAUUUUGAUUAGAAGUGUUAUUGCGUUAGGUAAGCUUUGAGUCAGUUCAGUUUUCUUCCAAAAGUCAAGGCGGCUAUUACCAGCGAAUACAUACAUACUACAUCGAAUUUCAGUUCAGAUUCAGAUUAAUUAUUAAAAAUAAAAUGCCAAACCAAAGGCGAAUUAGACGAAAAAGGAGUUUAACAGGUCGAAGAGAAGAGAGCCGUAGUCAUGCAGGAUCUAUGGCAAGUUAUUUCAAAGCUGCCCUAAACUCCGUAGUUCUUCCGGAGUAUAGUUCGCUUGGGGGUUUGACUAAUAUAUGUUUACACUGUAAAGCAAAACAUUUCGGAAGUGAAAAGGUAAGAAAUGGCUUUACGACAUGUUGUCAUGGCGGAAAAGUUAAACUUCAAGAAUUACGUGUACCUGAGUUUUUGAAAGCUGUGUUAGAAAAUGAUUUGAGCUCUUGGCGGGGACACUAUUUGGAGAAUAUUCGGCAGCUAAAUAGUUCGUUUGCUUUUGCAUCAUUCGAAGCGAAAAUUGCGGAGCCUACAGGGCGCGGACCAUAUUGCUUCCGAAUACAUGGAUCAAUAUAUCAUAGGGUAGGUCCAUUGCAUGCAGAUCAUCCUUCAGAAUCCUCCUACGCCCAGCUGUUUAUUCUUGACACGGAUCAAGCAACUGAUAUAAGGGCACAACAUAAUUCAAACUGCGAUAGGUAUUUGCUGAGAGAAAUCCACGAAAUGCUUUCAAAUAUUAACCCCUUGGCAAAUGAGUAUAAGCAUAUGGCGCAGGUUGAACGCGAAGAGGAACAGAGGGCCAGAGAAGAAAAUCGCAAUGCUCGCCGAAUUAGCAUGCUACUUUUGCUUAGAUCGAUUAUUACGUGAUAUUCACCAAAAUGAAAUACCUUUUGGUGGAAAGGUUAUUUUAUUAGGUGGUGAUUUCAGGCAAGUUCUUCCUGUGGUGCCCAAUAGCUCACGCGCCGCUAUAGUUGGUAAUUGUUUGAAACGGUGCUCACUUUGGAAAUUUUUUAGGUGUCUCAAACUCUCAACGAAUAUGCGUUCUAAAGAAUCCUU